Molecule: messenger RNA, 444 nt
Organism: Apodemus sylvaticus (European woodmouse)
Lineage: Eukaryota; Metazoa; Chordata; Mammalia; Rodentia; Muridae
Product: ubiquitin-conjugating enzyme E2 D2B
Exons: 1
Coding region: 1-444 (147 amino acids)
Biological process (GO): ubiquitin-dependent protein catabolic process; protein K11-linked ubiquitination
Cellular component (GO): nucleus
Molecular function (GO): ubiquitin conjugating enzyme activity
Source: RefSeq, a predicted model, not a curated record
AUGGCUCUGAAGAGAAUCCACAAGGAACUCAACGACCUGGCGCAGGAUCCCCCAGCACAGUGUUCAGCAGGUCCUGUCGGGGAAGAUAUGUUCCACUGGCAAGCUACCAUCAUGGGGCCAAAUGAUAGUCCCUAUCAGGGCGGAGCAUUUUUCUUGACAAUUGAUUUCCCAACAGAGUACCCCUUCAAACCACCUAAGGUUGAAUUUACAACAAGAAUUUAUCAUCCAAAUGUUAACAGUAAUGGCAGCAUUUGUCUUGAUAUUCUUCGGUCACAGUGGUCUCCAGCACUAACUAUUUCCAAAGUACUUUUGUCCAUCAGUUCUCUGUUGUGUGAUCCCAAUCCAGAUGAUCCCUUAGUGCCUGAGAUUGCUCAGAUCUACAAAACAGAUAGAGACAAGUACAACAGAACAGCUCGGGAAUGGACUCAGAAGUAUGCCAUGUGA